Molecule: messenger RNA, 1506 nt
Organism: Neohortaea acidophila
Lineage: Eukaryota; Fungi; Ascomycota; Dothideomycetes; Mycosphaerellales; Teratosphaeriaceae
Product: vacuolar segregation subunit 7-domain-containing protein
Exons: 2
Coding region: 1-1506 (501 amino acids)
Biological process (GO): vacuole inheritance; protein localization to vacuolar membrane; positive regulation of phosphatidylinositol biosynthetic process
Cellular component (GO): PAS complex; fungal-type vacuole membrane
Source: RefSeq, a predicted model, not a curated record
AUGACGGUCGAGACGGAGACCGUGCCUUCCGUCCCGCAAUCCGCACUCAAUGUCGGCGAUCGAUCUGGCGCCGGACGGGGAGAGAACAGCGGUAGCGUGAGGCAAAAGCCUAGCAGUGAGGCCAUUCGACCGAAGAAGGAGCGUAAGAAGACGUCGUCGAAGGCGAGGAGUAUUAAUCAGAGUACCGCCUCAUCCAAAGCCGACAUCUUCGAACAACGCGUCGCCAACGCCGUCGACGAAGCAAACUCCUCCGAUUCCGAAGAAACAUUCGUAUACGAAUCGAACCCUCCCGAACCGCAGCGACGAGCCCGACAUCAUUCGCGAACGCCGAGCGUCACAUCGUCGCACAGCACCGCCGAUGCACAGCGCAGCGCCAUCCGCAACCUCGGCGACAUCAUGGACGAUUCACGGAGGGUAGCAGGCAAACGAAGCAUGAAGUUCUCCAACAAUGCCGUCAAUGACCCCGACAGUCCAGAUGGGAAAGGCGGAUCUGUGCGCUCCCACACGCCGAGACACUUCGGGCGCUUUGGGAGGGGUGGGAGUCAGCAGUCCAUGUUCGAUCCGGACUCUCCAUUCACUCAGGCCUCGAAGCUGCGAUCGGGGCAGCGGAGUUCGAGGCCGAACUCACCGAGGAGUGCGCAGACGGGACUUUUACAGCAGCAGAAGCCGUCCAGCCUGUUUAGCAAGAAACAGGACUCGUCAUUCGACUUCGAUGCAGAGGUUGGCGAUGACGAACGCACCCCUCUCGUCGGGACUGUUCGCGGCCCACGCAGUCCCAAAUUCGGCGCGACGCGAAGAUUCCAACGCAGCCCUUCCAUCGACGAGUACUACGGCGUGCGGCGGCGCGGGCGCUGUGGCCGCUACGGCGGCUGCAUCCUGGCCGUCAUCGUUGUGGUGACUGUGCUCAUUGGGACACUGGGCUUCUUGUUCAUGUCCAACCGACCGCUGUACAACGUUGAGAUUCUACAAAUCACGAACGUGUUGGCUAGUGAGCAGGAGCUGAUGCUCGAUCUGUGGGUGGCGGCAGUAAACCCCAAUGCCCUGGGCAUCACGGUGACGGAGAUGGACAUGAACGUCUUUGCCAGGAGUAAACACGUUGGGUCCGGCUCAUCAUACUCCGACGCAAACUCGGAUCUGUCCCUCGAGCCGCACGUCUAUAAAGGUGGCGUGGACCACGGCACCGACCCACCCGACGACGACGACCUCGAACGCGACGGACAAACGAUGCUCCUCGGCCAAAUCUUCCACCUAGACCAAGCGCUCAAUUUCGAUGCAUCGCCGUUCAAACGCGCCGCGCAGAACUCCUCCGGCGAGUUGCGUCUCGAGCGGCCAGGAAACAAGACGGAAAGUGGGGGCAGCGAGAGGUGGGAGCGCGUGCUGCAGCAUCCUUUCCAGUUGACCGUCAGGGGGCUGAUGAAGUAUCAGUUGCCGAUUAGUAGUCGCUUGCAGACUGUGGCGGUUAGGAGCAGUGUGCUUGUCACUCCCGACGAUCAGGAUGGGAGCUGA